This is a messenger RNA of Aspergillus steynii IBT 23096, 2272 nucleotides long. Its product is annotated as aromatic amino acid ammonia-lyase. The record is from RefSeq and is a predicted model, not a curated record. NCBI's taxonomy places the organism in Eukaryota, Fungi, Ascomycota, Eurotiomycetes, Eurotiales, Aspergillaceae. The transcript is spliced from 3 exons. Gene Ontology annotation, cellular component: cytoplasm. Gene Ontology annotation, biological process: L-phenylalanine catabolic process. Gene Ontology annotation, molecular function: ammonia-lyase activity. The coding region runs from base 87 to 2195 and encodes 702 amino acids.
AGAGAUACUGCAGGGACCGUUGUUGAUAUCAUUCUUGCCAUACAUACCCUUUGUGCCUCUCUUGACCCUGUACCUCUCCUGCCAUAAUGUUCAGCUACAAUCAGUUCCAGAGUCACCUUGACGUGGCUCGUGCACGCUGGGAAAAGGUGCAGACAGACACCCAAGUGGGAAAUGUCACCAUUGAUGGAAACAGCCUGACUAUUGCCGACGUCGUUGCAGUUGCCAAAUCUGGUUGCCGACCUCAUCUCACAAAAGAUCCUGAAAGAAUCGAAAGCAUUAACCGAAGCAUUACUGUCCUGACAGACUGCUUGGCUAAGGGGCAUGCGAUUUAUGGCGUCAACACAGGAUUCGGAGGCAGUGCAGACUCACGGACCACCCAAGUUUACUCGUUGCAGAGGUCCCUAUUGCAAUUCCUUCAGAGUGGCAUCCUGACUGAAGGCGAUAUCGGUGAUGAGGGGUCCGCACUUGAGAGCCAUUCGAUGCCGCCCGAGUGGGUCAAAGCAACUAUGCUGGUCCGUUGCAAUUCCGUUGCCAGAGGACACUCCGCAGUAUCGGUGGCUUCUAUAAAUGCAAUCCUGAGGUUGAUUCGCCAUAGAAUCGUCCCGGUAGUGCCUCUUCGUGGAACCAUUUCGGCUUCUGGGGACCUCAUGCCUCUGGCAUAUAUUGUUGGAGCUGCAGAAGGAAGCCCUGGAAUACACGUUCAGGUUGGCAAAAGACAUGAGCGUCGGAUUGUCACUGCUCAACAAGCCUUAAAAGCACACCAGAUCCCGGGUAUUAGUCUUGGCCCGAAGGAGGCUCUUGGUCUUGUGAAUGGAACUGCAGCAGCCGCUGGCUUAGCUAGUCUUGCCAUGUAUGAGGCCCAUCAGCUUGCCAUCCUGUCUCAGGUUGUGACUGCCCUUACCGUGGAGGCUCUCUCUGGCUCAAAGGACAGUUUUCAUCCGUUCAUCAACUUGACCCGUCCCCACGAAGGCCAGAUGGAGGCUGCUACAAAUAUUCUUGCCGUGCUUCAGGGCUCUCAUCUUGCGAAGGGAGGUGACGCAUGGCAGUCGAAAACCUCAGGUCUCGUUCAGGAUCGUUAUUCGAUCAGAACAUCAGCUCAAUGGAUUGGCCCUCAGCUCGAAGACCUUGCACUCGCCGAUCGUCAAAUCGAUAUUGAACUCAACUCAACCACUGACAAUCCAUUGAUUGACAACUCAGCUUCAAAAUUCUAUUGCGGCGGUAACUUUCAAGCUACAACCGUGACAUCGGCUAUGGAGAAGACUCGUUUGGCACUGCAGAUGUUGGGUAAGCUGCUCUUUACACAGUGCACCGAGUUGAUAGACCCCGGACUUAGCAAUGGUCUGCCGACGAACCUGGCUGCCGACGAACCCAGCUUGUCCUUCACAAUGAAGGGUGUUGACAUCAACAUGGCUGCAUAUAUGUCUGAGUUGGCCUACCUUGCGAACCCGGUCAGCUCACAUGUCCAAACAGCCGAAAUGCACAACCAAGCCAUCAAUUCCCUGGCCUUUGUGACCGCACGAUACACCAUGAAAGCAGUUGAUCUCGUAUCCAUGAUAGGCGCGUGUUCUUUGUAUGUGGUCUGCCAGGCCCUUGACCUGCGCGUUAUCCAGUUGAGGUUUUACGACAAAAUCGAUUCUGUUAUCCACCAAGCUAUGACCUUUGCUUUCAAUAACUUCCUCAGCGCAGACGAGAUCGAAGAAUUGGUGGAAAAGGUUACCAGUGCCAUUAAAUCUGCUUGGCCGCUGACCUCCCGCCUAGACAUCGAGCAGCGCAACAGCUAUGUAGUCGAUCGCUCCUUAUCCAUCGUGGUGAGAGAGGUAGCAAAAGUCAACUCAGCUCGUUGCCCAAAGGUGAAUUAUCUCGCCAAGAUCGACCAGUGGAGAGAACUGGCUGUCCACAAUCUCACCCUUGCGUAUAAACGAGGGGUCGAAGAGUUCUGCGAUCAGCCGAUUACCCCUGACUACCUGGGCCUUGGAUCCAAGCUUGUUUAUGUGUAUAUCCGGCGUCAACUGGGUAUCCCAUUCCAUCAAGGCUUUGCCGAGCAUCUGUCGCCACAGCAGAGCGAGGCCAACACCAUCGGCGGCAGAGAGAAGAAAUCAAUCGGUGCCUGGAUUUCCAUCAUCUAUGAGGCGUUGCGCGAAGAUAAGAUGACUGGUAUUCUUCUUGGAGCACUGCUGGCUCGCGUGGAGGAUUGAUUAGGCGUCGCUCGCUUCAAGUUGACAUGGGGCUUAUUUUGUUGAUUGCAAUCUCACCUGCGGUGAUUGUUAUUGAU